Molecule: messenger RNA, 6064 nt
Organism: Harpia harpyja (harpy eagle)
Lineage: Eukaryota; Metazoa; Chordata; Aves; Accipitriformes; Accipitridae
Gene: GRID2IP
Product: Grid2 interacting protein
Exons: 23
Coding region: 236-3985 (1249 amino acids)
Molecular function (GO): protein binding
Source: RefSeq, a predicted model, not a curated record
CCAGCGUCACGGCACGGCAGCCGUUUCGCCCACCCCUGGACUGGCGUUAGGUGCGAGGGCUGUGCCCCCAGCACCCCGGGGGCUGCAGCGAGGGCAUGAGAGCCAGGGAGAUGCCCCCGGGAGCCCGGCGGGUAGGUGGGACGCGCUUCCAGGGGCGAUGGAGGAGAAUCGAGAAAGCUUUGAGCCCUUAGCGGGACAAACCUGCCGCCGGUGAGAGCCCGCCAGGCUUGCUUGGAUGGCUGCAGACUUCUUUGCAGCCAUGCCGUCAACCAACCAGGGCUGGCCCGAGGCCUUCGGGUUCAAGAUAAGCGGGACCGGUCCAUGCUACAUCCUCUGGGUGCAGGAUGGCAGCAGUGCGGCGGUGGCGGGGCUGCGGCCGGGCGACGAGGUGGUGGAAAUCGAGGGGCAGCCCGUCUCCUCCCUGGGCUGCGAGGCGCUGCUCGGGCUGGCCAGGCGCUGCGGCAACGUGCCCCCCAGCAUUGGGGUGGUCUCCCGCCUGCAGCACGUCGACAUCCCCCCUGGUCCCCGGGGAUGCUUCGGCUUCGAGCUGGCGAGCGGCAGCCCCCCGCGAGUGGCCAGCGUCAGCCCGGAGUCGCCCGCCGCUGCCUGCGGGAUCGAGCCGGGGGAUUACGUGCUGGAAGUCAACGGGAUGCCGGUGAUGCUGCAGGAGGCGGCGGUCGCCUCGGUGGGGUCCUGCCACGGACGGUCCCUGCGGCUGGGGCUGCUGCGGCCGCAGCGCCGGAGCGGCACGCGGGACACCAUCCCCAGUGCCGACGCCGUGCGCCAGGAGAGGAAGCAGAAAGCGCAGGAAUUCAGCAGAAAGGUAGAUGACAUCCUCGGUGACCAGCCAGAGGUCAAGGAGAAGGUGUUCACCAUCCUGAAGCAGUACGCGGCGGAGCGGAAGGUGGAGUACUUGGCCUAUGCCCUCUGCAUGGUCCUCACCCAGGAGUCCCACCAGCAUCUGAUUGACAACAUCAGGAUUUUCAUCCCCAAGAAGCACCGGCAGCGGUUUGACGAGGUGGUGUCGCAGAGCCUGAUCAGCAAGCUCUGCCGCUCCAAGAGCGAGCAGCACAGCAAUCGGCUGCGACGCAGCCGGAGUGAAGACCACCAGGAACGGCUCCUUGUUUCCACCCGUGCCAGCUCCGUGCCCCGCAGCCACGAGGAGGCCAGCAAGAGCCUGCGGAAAACCACUUCGCUCAUCACCAGCAACGUGGCCUCGGGGGCUGCCCGCAGAACUGUGCGAGUUUAUAAAGGCAACAGAAGCUUUGGCUUCACGCUACGUGGCCAUGCCCCGGUGUGGAUCGAGUCUGUUCUGCCAGGGAGCCCGGCCGAGAAGGCAGCUCUCAAACCUGGAGACCGGAUCCUAUUCCUCAACGGUCUGGACAUGAGGAACUGCUCCCAUGACAAGGUGGUGUCGAUGCUGCAGGGCAGCGGGGCGAUGCCCACCUUGGUGGUGGAAGAGGGGAUCGUCAACUUCUCCAACGACUCUGACUCUGCUGAUUCCCCGAGCACCUCCUCCGCCCUCACCUCCCUGCAGUGGGUUGCAGAAAUACUCCCCUCUAGCAUCAAGAUUCAAGGAAGGACCUUCACCCAGCAGCUGGAGCACCUACUGACUCCACCUGAGCGCUAUACCAUCUGCAAAGCACUGGAAGGCUUCUUUCAACAUCGGAACAUUGACACUCUCAUUGUGGAUGUGUACCCGGUGCUGGACACACCGGCCAAGCAAGUAAUUUGGCAGUUUAUCUACCAGCUGCUGACGUAUGAAGAGCAGGAGCACUGCCAGCAAAAGAUUGCCAGGUUUCUUGGUUACAAGUCCUUGGCAGCUGAGCCAGAAGCAGAGGACCGCUACCGCAGCUCCGUUCGAGGGGCAUCCUUGUGCCGGGGAAGCCUUCGAACCCCCCGCCCCGAGGAAGGGGGGGCAGCAGGGCAGAGCGACACUGUGGAGGUCCCAGUUCGCCUGAUCCCUGGAGAGAGACAGGCUGGAGACGGCACAUCCCUCCCGGAGACACCCAACCCCAAAAUGAUGUCGGCUGUCUACGCAGAAUUAGAAAACCGCCUGAUCGGCAGCUUUGCUGGCAAGAGGGGUAGCGCUGCCCUGCACAGAGCAUCGCCUCCUGCCCCAGAGCUGGCACACGCUGCAGGUUCUCGCAAGCCGGGGAUGGCGAUCUCGUGGCCGAGCGACCCUCUGGCUUCCCAGCAGUGCUACUACCGCCUGCACAGCAGCGUGGCCUCCCCGAGCAGCACCGAGUCCAACCCCUACGUCAGCCUCGACAGCAGCCCAGCCCCGUCCCCCAAGCACCGCGACUACCCGCUCAGCCCUCUGUCGCGACGGAAGAAGCUCUUCACCUUCUCCAGGCCCCCGCGCAGCCGCGACACCGACCGAUUCCUGGAUGCCCUCAGUGAGCAGCUGGGACACCGGGUCACCAUCGUGGAUGAUUUUCUCACCCCUGAGAAUGACUACGAGGAGAUGAGUUUCCACGAUGACCAGGGCAGCUACGUCACCAACGACGUCAGCAGCAGCGAGUACAUCAGCAGCAGCGACGAGGGCAGCUCCCUGACCUACUCCACGCUCUCGGACCACAUCCCCCCUCCGCCGCUCAGCCCCCCCCCGCCACCCCCUCCCCUGCAGUUCCACGACCCCCAGACCGUCCCCACCAAGGCAGAGGCCACGAAGGCCAGCAUGGCGCCCGCUCCCAAAUCCCUCGUCAGCCACCUGCACCCCAUCCCACCCCCGCCGCCCCCGCCGCCGCCCCCCCCGGUGCCCUGCGCGCCCCCCCUGCACCGGGGGCUGCUGCACCGCAGGAGCGAGUCCAACCACAUGAGUGUCAAGAGGCUGCGGUGGGAGCAGGUGGAGAACUCGGAAGGGACCAUCUGGGGGCAGCUCGGGGAAGACUCCGAUUACGACAAGCUGAGCGAUAUGGUCAAAUACCUUGACCUGGAGCUGCACUUCGGGACGCAGAAGCCUACAAUUUCUCUUCCAGAGCCAACUCUCAUGCCUGAAAACUUUAAAAAGAAAGACGUGGUUGAAAUUUUGUCCCACAAAAAGGCCUACAACACAUCCAUCCUGAUAGCCCACCUCAAGCUCUCACACAUCGAGCUGCGCCAGAUUCUCAUGACGAUGGAGACGGACCGCCUGGAGCCUUCCCACAUCAAGCAGCUCUUGCUGUACGCCCCGGACGGGGAGGAGGUCCAGCGCUUCCAGAGCUACAAGGAGAACCCCGGCAAGCUGAGCGAGCCCGACCAGUUUGUGCUGCAGAUGUUGUCAGUACCAGAAUACAAGAUCCGUCUGCGCAGCCUACAUUUUAAGACCACUCUGCAAGAGAAGACAGAGGAGAUCAAAGCCAGCUACGAGUGCAUCUGCAAGGCCUCUCUAGAGCUGAAAAGCAGCAAGAAGCUGGCUAAGAUCUUGGAGUUUGUGCUGGCGAUGGGGAACUACCUGAACAAUGGGCAGCCCAAGACCAGCAAAACAACAGGCUUUAAAAUCAACUUUCUCACCGAGCUGAACACAACCAAGACUGUUGAUGGGAAAUCCACCUUCCUGCACAUUCUUGCCAAAUCACUUAGCCAACAUUUCCCAGAGCUCCUGGGCUUUGCCAAGGAUCUUCCUACAGUGCCGCUUGCUGCCAAAGUGAAUCAGAGAACACUAACGGCUGACCUAAAGGACCUGCACACCACCGUCAGUGACAUACAGAUGGCCUGUCACAACAUGCCAGCUACUGCAGAGGACAGAUUUGCAAUUGUGAUGACUUCUUUCCUGGAGAGUGCCCAGCCUGCCAUGCGAUCCCUGGAUGACCUGCAGCACAAGGCCAUGGAAGAAUUCAGCAAGGUGUUGUCCUUCUUUGGGGAAGACUCGAAAAUGACAACUUCUGAAGCUUUCUUUGGCAUUUUUGCAGAAUUCAUUAGCAAGUUUGAGCGGGCACUCAGCGAUGUGCAGGUUGGCGAGAGCCAGCGCAGCCCCAGGAUGACCUCCCCCCUUGCCUGGUGACGGGCCUGCAGCAAUGCGAGGUGCAACAAUUUAUUGCCAACAAAGUGCAAUUUGCUCCCAUUGAGUUUGGUUGUAAAUACGCUGCUGUCACCUGCUACCACUAAGGAGAACCAAGGACCAAAGGGUCGGGGCAGUUUGGACACUGAAAAGGCACCACAGGUGAUAGUGGAUGGAUGCGAGGGUGAGGCACAGGGACAUGAAGGUAAACACUGCGCUGGUCUUGACAACAGCUUUCUUGGCAUCCUCCAUUUCCAGCAUAUGACUGAGUCAAGGAUUUCAGACACAUCUGGCUAAAACCUCAUUCUCCCGUGUUUCCAGAACACGUAUAACUGGCACCAGCAGUUGCUGGAGACCUUCCCCCCAGCCAGUACCCAAGCGUGGCUGUGCAAGGAGUCAGCCCUCGCAGGAUAUAACUUUCCCCAGGCAGGCACUGCUCAUCCCUGCCAGCCUCGGGGCCGGGGUUAGAGCCCAGCCACGGACUCCCUGGGGAGGCAGAGCAGGUCAGGCGAGGAAGGGAGCAUGGGGGGACAAGGACUGCCACCAGCUCCUGCUCCCCCAGGACCCUGAGGAGCAACGCUGCUGAGCCCCUCUCAAAUCCCUCUCGAAGCCCUUCUCCCCUUGAGCUGCACCGUGGGGCUGGAGCUCCACCUGAACAGACCCUAACAGAGAGGUUGCCGGAGGUGGCCCAGAGGCUUUAAUCCCCUGCCGUUGCCAGCUAGUGGCAAUGGAAAGCAAUAUGACCUUGCAGAACCCUUCUGGCAUGUCCGUGUGGUCCCACAUACAGAUCCAGUCUGGUUCUACCCAGCUGUGCUGGAGAGGACAGAAAGCCCAGAGUCCUUCCCGGCCAUCAGCUUUGCUUAAAGGUGUGGCAGAGACUGGCAGGUCUUGAAUUCUUCCCAAGAGUUUAACAUCAUCAGCAGUAGACUUAUUUGAACUCGCCAGGAGACAUAAAUCCCUGAGUGUUUUGGUGCCUCCUGGGAAAGUACCAAACCCUCGGUAGCCUAAAAAUGAGUGGGAGUCCUCUGCAGCCCCGAGUACUGCUCCCAAGGCACGAGGCACGGCAGAGAGCAGCGAGAAACACAUCCCCUGCCCUCCUGUAUUCACUCCGGAGGGCUGAAGUCCUGAGAAUCCCUUUACUGUAUGACUAGUCGUUCAUGCUGAAUAUACCCAGGGAACUCUAGAAGCAUGCACGUCCAUCUUUCAACAACGUCUGAUUGUUAUUUAGAUGACUUAAUUCCCUCCGAGAUGUCCCCUGGGACAAAAGGGCUAGCAGCAUCCCAUGGGCAGUGCACGUGCCUCCGGGCGACGCAGUGCCCCGAGAGCUUUACAGCAGCAAACCUACAGUGCGUUAAUAUUGUGAGGCAUUACUCUGUGCAAAACGCAUCCGUUGCCUUUCAAACCCGAUGCUCCAACGUCGUGCCCUGCGGAAGCACUCCAGCAAGCCGUAGCGUAGGUAACCUUCCUCCCGCCUAUUGCCAGAGCAAGAGCUCUUACUGAAGCCUUUGCUCAAGUACAGAAUCACCAACUGGUGCAUUAUUUAUGGGAGACCUUAUGACCAUCAAAUCUUUGGUUUUUCAGUAUUUUUUUAAACCCUGCUGUAGAAAGUGAAGUAUCUUUUCACAAGCAUUCUCAGUUUAUACAGCUUUAAGUGCCAGGUAGUUUCUAGCGUUGUGUUCCCAGAGGUCUGGCCCCGUCUGUCUCUGCCUCUUCUGCCCUGACGGCGGUGACAGGGCAAUGCUCACUCAGCUCCUCUUUCCGUUUUGGAUGUCGCACACUGUAUUCAGUUGAUUUUUUUUUUUUUUCUAAAAACAUAUUCAAUAUUUAAACCACUGGAGGUUCUUUUGAAACUGUCAUUACAAAUGUGAAAAUGCUGUACAUAGAUUUUGCUACAUGUUGUAACUUUCCAAAAUAGUUAGAACUCCAAUCCCUUUGGUAUUUUUAUGUGAAUAUUUUCAAAGAACCAGAACUUCUGACACAUGGUUAUUAUUUGAUAAUGGGACUAUGUAUAUUCACAGUUCAGUCUCUACCCAAUGCCUAUGUGCUAUUCCUAAAAUAAAGCUACUGCCUUCUGCCUCAUGA